UCAUCCUUUCCUAGCACAGCCUCUACAUCACAGGAAGACCAUGAAAUCGAUUCAGGGUCCACUUCCUCGAGGAAAUUGAGGGUAACUCUGUUAAGCAGUGAAUGGAGGUCAACAAAAGGAGAUGUGUCAACCAUCAACCGAGAGCUGGCCAUUCAGUUGGCAAAACACCCCAGCGUAGAGGUCAGUGUUUAUCUUCCUCAGUGCAGUGAAGAGGAUAAACGAGAUGCUACAGGUCACGAUGUCCAUCUUAUUAAAGCAGAAGCAGUGCCAGGUUAUAACCCAGUUGACUGGUUGUCCUUUCUACGUGAAGGCCAAGCGAUGGACUGUGUGGUAGGAUAUGGGGUUGUUCUUGGUCGGCAAGUACAGUUAAUCAAACGUUAUCAUAAGUGCAAGUGGAUACAGAUUGUUAACGCAGCUCCUGAGGAGCAGGGUAUGUACAAGCAUGCUAUUUUAAGAGCUGAGAAAUUGCACCAGGAUGAGGUGAAACUCUGUGAAAAAGCUGAUCAAGUUGUAGCAGUUGGACCCAAGUUGGCUGAUGUUUUGAGACGUUAUCUCCGUUUUUGUAGAAGGGAUCAAGAUGUUCUCAAUCUUACCCCAGGCAUCUUUUCUGACUUUGCUGAUGUGAUGCAAGCUACUGAAGAAAGAAAAACUUUUAGUGUUUUAAUGUUUGGACCUGAUGACAAUAAAGAUUUUAACCUAAAUGGAUAUGACAUCGCUGCUUGCGCUAUUGCUGAGUUGAAAGGUGAGCCACAGCCCUAUAAACUCCUGUUUGUUGGUGCACCACGUGGAGAAGAGGAGAAAGUAAAAGAGUUGUUACUCCAGCAAGGAAUUGAUCGACGUCAACUAACUGUGCGUUGUUUUUGUGAAAGCAGGGAGCAGCUUGCCUGGUUGUUUUGUGAAGUAGAUCUAGCUAUAAUGCCUUCACGAUCUGAGGGCUUUGGUCUAGCCGCCCUUGAGGCUUUAUCUGCUGGUCUGCCUGUGCUGGUCAGUGGGAACUCUGGUCUUGGUGAGGCCUUGAAGGACGUUCUGUAUGGUUCAAUCUGUGUUGUGGACUCAGAAGAUCCUAAAGAUUGGGCCAGUGCAAUCAAAGCUGUUCGUCAAAAGGACAGGGAGAUGCGACUUAAAGAGACUGAGAUUGUACGUGAUAAUUAUGCAUUAAAGUACAGCUGGAAAAAAGAGUGUGACAAACUUGUGGAAAGGAUGUCAAAUAUUACUCUGGGAGGUAAGUGU
Porites lobata is the source of this 1230-nucleotide messenger RNA. Lineage: Eukaryota; Metazoa; Cnidaria; Anthozoa; Scleractinia; Poritidae. The record is from the annotation of a GenBank genome assembly.